CAUCGAUCUUCUGAAGAAGUGUUAAUAAACAGGGGAGGCCAUCUAUUGACCGCGGGGAAGCGCAGACGUUGCCGGUAUUGCAGUCGGCAGGCGCACAGGUUCACAUCGCUCUCAGUACGUCAUGCGCACCGCCGCUUCCUGGUCGAUAUAUUUGUCAAUGAUUAAACCGAGCGGCCUAGUCGUACUGUAGAGUUCUCUCCGCGAGUCAACAGUGCUACUUGAGACUAAAGCCGUCAUGGAUUUCGGACGACACCUUGUUUUGGGGCUGCUUUAUUCUGUGGUGAUGCACGCAGGGAGGGUUUCUACAGCCGAGUUUAACGUUGUGAUUGUCCAGCCACGAAACGCGGAGUACGAGUGGACAGACACAAGCCUGGCGCACGUUACUAUGGACCAGAUAGAGCCCGCCGUCAACCUGGCCAUAAAGAGUGUGGGGGAAACGGGCAUGCUAGGCCAGCACAACUUCACCACACAUACGGUGGACUCAGAAUGCAGUCAUUACAUGACGCUGGUCAGACUUGUGGACCUGUACUACAAGGCUAACGUUCGGCCCGACGUUCUGAUCGGCCCGACGUGCACCUACGCGGUGGGGCACGCCGGGCGCCUGGCCAGCCACUGGGCCGUCCCGAUCAUAUCUGCCGGGGGGCAGCCGUCGGCGCUCCGUAACAAGACAGGUGGGUACCACGGCGAGUACAAGACGCUAACUAGAAUGGGAGUCACCUACAACAAGAUGGCGAACGUUGUGGUGGAACUUCUCUGGAAAUACAACUGGAAUCGGGUGGCCUUGGUACAUUAUGACGCCAGGAACCAACAGAAUGACUGCAAAUACGGCGCGCAGGCCAUCAAGGAAAAACUCGACCGGAUCCGCAGCAACACGACCCUAGACGAGAAAGUCCCGGCCGACAAGGACCCGAUCGAUUUGGUGCUAGACAAGGCGUACGACAAGGAUUCCAACCUUUCCUAUGACACCUUCCUUGUCGAGCUGGCAGAGAGAGCUAGAGUCGUCAUCACGUGCACGCCUAUCAGCGAUCUCCAGGAGAUGAUGCGAGCUGCCAGGAGACUCGGCAUGACUGAAGGAGAAUUUGCCUUCAUCGCCAUCGACCCGGAGUUCGAAGGGAUGUACAGCGGUACUCACCUGUGGAAGACAGGACCUGUUGGCUUGUGGCCGCUGAACAGUAAAAGCACAUCGGAGGAUGUCAGCAAAUCUUGCACAUGGCACGAGAAUGGAGAUGGCACAACCAAGAGAGAAUGGGAGCCCAACAACAACCAUGGCGACCUGAGCAGCAGCGUGACAUUGGCUCCUGAUAGGGGGUCAUAUUACUUCGGGGGCUACCCUGGCUCCAAGAUGGUCAUUCCGAGUGUGGACGGUUUGGACGUCCGGCAGUCUCUGACGGUGUUGGUCAAGAUUCAGCCCAGUAACGGCAUCAACGGCACCAUCUUCGGCUACAACGGGAGCGGGAUGGAGCUUCUGCAGCUCGGGAGUACGGGCCUGUCAGCAAGGUUUGUACGGGCGGACGGCACCAUUCUAAAAUCGGUCAACAAAGAGGGCGUUCUGGAGCCCGAGAAGUGGAACUACGUCGGCGCCACGUACGAUUAUCGAACCGGCAUCGCCAAACUGUGGCACGACGGGAAAGAGGUGGCCAGCGAGUCCAUCGGCAUCGUCGACCUGCGCACCCAGGGUCCCAUCACGGUCGGCGCCAACUUCAAGGGCAAAAUCACCUGCCUGCAGAUCUAUAACUACUCCAUGGACGACAGCCAGAUAGCCACGGCGAAAGAGGCAUGCCAAGAUGGUAAAGAUGCUUCUUCUGACGAGAAAGACCUGAUUGAGGCGUUUCGUUCCGUCAUCGCGAUCACUCUGCGAAAACCGGCAACCUUAGAAUUCGGAGAGUUCGUCAAGAAGCUAGAGGAAAGAGGAGUUAAGGAAAACCACUACGUCACGGCCUAUCACGACUCCAUGGUGCUGUUCGCCACGGCGCUGAACGAGACCAUCGCCGCGGGGGUGGACCCGGCCGACCUCAAACAGAACGGCUCGCCCAUCCUACAGAGGAUGUGGAACCGCACGUUUCAGGGUGCUGGAAAAGACAACAUCAGUAUUGACGAGCUAGGGGACAGGGACACUGAUUACACUAUUGUCGAGAUGGACAAGGUUUCUGGGGAAUUUAAGCCUUUCUGGGAUUAUAUGGGUUUUACAAAGUCGCUGAUCAAAAUCGCCGGUCAGGACAAGGUCAUGGACUGGCCGGGUAACAAAGUCCCUAACCCGGAGCCCUGCGGUCUGCGAGGGUCCAACGGUGUUGCUGCAACAGAGGCUUGUGAAGUAGACAAACCUCUCGAAAACAUCCUUCUGUACAGCCUUAUUGCUGUACUACUGUUGUUGGUGGGGUCCUUCCUGACUUACGUUUGGUGGAAUAGAAGAAAUGAUCAAGAGCUCGACAGGGCUCGGCGGAUGCUCAUCAUACCGAAGGACAACAUCAUUUUCUGCGGGGGGAGAAUGCGACCUGGUCCGAGCAUGGUGCUCCUUGACGAACGCUCCCGUGACUUGCCGCGGAGGGACUCCAACCUAUCCCUGAUGGACGGACAGAUCCAGUCCCAACAGUUCGCAGAUACUGGGUACUGUAAAGUAGCAGAUGAGGCGACAGGCAACACGCAGUGGCAGAGAGUUCGGAUCAAGAAGACGUGCUACACCGGCGUGGUGCAGAUCAGCGACCGGGAGAUUGUUCUCGAGUUAAAAGAGAUGAGAGACUUGAGCAACAGCCACGAUCAUCUGGUGAGGUUCGUAGGAGUGUGCAGGGAACACUUCGAUAACCCCACCAUGAUCCUGACGGAAUACUGUCCCAAAGGCAGCCUUAUGGAUGUCCUGCAGGACGAAAGAGUGAAGCUAGACUGGGUAUUCCAGUGUAACCUCAUGAACGACAUCAUCAAAGGCAUGCGCCACAUUCACAGCAGCAAGAUGCGUUCCCAUGGUAACCUGACGUCAUCAAACUGCCUGGUUGACGCCCGGUUUGCGGUAAAGAUCGGCGACUUCGGGCUGCCGUCGUUCAGGGUUUCCCUGGGAGAAGGGAUAGACUCUUCCGAGCCGUGCGAAGGCGAGAUGACUCAUGCCUUUUACGAAAAGAAAUUAUGGUGUGCUCCAGAGCUGCUGCGACAAGAGAACCCGCCGAAGGAGGGGACACAGAAAGGAGACAUCUACAGCUUCGGCAUCAUCAUGCAGGAGAUCAUGCUGCGUGAGGGGCCUUUCUUCGUGAAAGAAGACGACUCGAUGAUGGCAAAAUCCAAAGUAGAGCAUGUCAUGUUGAAGAAGUCGGACUCCAGAGGAAGACUGUUCCGCCCGACGCUGCCGACGCUGGACGACAUGGAGGAUAUAGAGCUGGAGGAUGACAUCCAGCCCGCCGUCAACUCGAACGCCAACGCCACCAUCCCGGACCUGAGCCAGAACUCAUCAAACUCACCCGCAAAAGACAAGGGUCCACAUUCUCAUUCCAAGGGCUCCGACACGGUACCGCUCGUUCCCCGUGAUAAGAUGAAGGACAGAAGAAAAGAGAUGAUGAGCAGGUUCCUGGAGGAGGUUCAGCGCCUGAUGUCGGAGUGUUGGCAGGAGGACCCCAUCCAGAGACCCGACUUCAACCAUUUGUUCAGCCACGUGCGCAAGUUUCUUGGCAGGGACAAGACACUUGUGGACAACUUGCUGGGCAGAAUGCAGAAGAUUGUGAGUAACCUGGAGACCAUCGUGGACAAACGGACGGAGGAGUUGCGAAAGGAGAAGGAGAAAUCAGACAUGCUACUCUACAGGAUGCUGCCGAGUUCUAUCGCGGAUCAGUUGAAGUCUGCCCAGAAGGUCCAGGCAGAGAGGUUUGAAUGUGUCACCAUCUACUUCAGCGACAUCGUCGGUUUUACCGCCUUGGUCCACAAGAUGAAGCCCAUGGAGGUGGUCACUUUACUAGAUGACUUGUACAAAAUGUUCGACCAAAUCAUCGACGACUUCGACGUCUACAAGGUGGAGACUAUCGGGGACGCCUACAUGCUCGUGUCGGGCCUGCCGCGGAAAAACGGCAGCGAGCACGUCAAGGAGAUCUCCCGGUCUGCCCUGGGGAUUCUCCGCGGAGUCGCCGGGUUCAAGAUUCGGGGCAGACCGGAGGAGGUGCUGAAAAUCCGCAUUGGCAUUCACUCGGGUGAGUGUGCGGCAGGAGUGGUGGGUGAGACGAUGCCGAGGUACUGUCUGUUCGGAGACACUGUCAACAUAGCCUCCAGGAUGGAGUCGACAGGCGAAGCUAUGAAGAUCCAUGUGUCUGAGGACUCUUACAAUCUGCUCCAACCUGGAGACUUCAAGCUGGAAUACAGAGAUCUGACCACUGUUAAGGGGCGGCCGCAUCCAAUGAAGACUUACUGGUUGAUCGAGGAAAAAGUUGUUCCUGUGCCUAACGGAACGGUGUUCGGGACAGAAAACUCCAGAUCCCUUCCACAGUUGCAGUCGGACCAAGUUGUAGAAAACCCACCGAGCAGAGUGACCAACUCACCUAGUAGAGUGACCCACCCUCCUUUCUACAGUGUCGAAACCGUAUGCUAGUAUAAGAUCUUUGUUGAGCAUUGCGAUGACAUUGUAACAGUACUAUGUAUAUAAAGGAGGUGCAGAGUGAAGAUUUUGCGACUGAAAACAGGUUGGCUUUGUACUGUACAGAGAUUGUCCAUAGACUUUAAUGUUUAUACAGUAUACCUGUAAAUGUGUGUCUGUAACUAGUUGACUGUUUAUCCGAGGAACCACACAGAGCUCCUACUGGUGUAUUGUGUGCGGGUCAACAAUCAUGAUGCGUGUGCUCGAUGCACUUGUGUAGACGAUGUACAGUUUUUCUGAUGUAGUGUAAGAGUGUUCCUGUAAAACACGACCCUGCAGUCUCAGAUGAUAGCAUUCCAUCGCCAUCCUUCUGCAGUACUGCAACGGACUGAUAGUUGUCGCCUUUGAUCCAUGUAAAAUUGACAUCUGAGACGAUGGCAAGUGCAUCAUUUCAGGAAAUGAUAUUGCUAUAGUUGAAGAAAAAGAAAGCUCACUAAAACUGUGUAUAAUUUUAAGACCUAGUCGUUCCUAUUGAAGUCUCCAUCGACUACCAUGUACAUGCGUAAACGAAGACUCCAAUGAUAUGACCCUGGAAGAUGACGUGUCAGAAAGGGAAUUUCGUUGUAAUCACAUUAUCAUUACGUCACGUUUGUAUGUACAUCUGUUGUGAACCAAUCGAUUUUAUGUCAUUGGAACAGUCUCUCUGUAAAGACAUUUGGUGGGUAGGAGCAAAUUACUAUCUCAUAGUCUUUAACCCAGAUGGUAGUGUCUUUUUUAGAAAAAUUGUGCCUCAAGACAAGUUAUCAUGUGAAGAUGGUGACUCAAUGCUCCUAUCGAAUUAGUGUAGAAUUACACUAGACUGUAUAAUGUACAAAAAUAUCCACUUAUUAUAUACAUGUACACGUAUCACUACUUUGAGGCCGUCGAAAUGUGACAAACACACGAAUGUUGCGGCCGUGACCAUGUAAUCUUGAGGCCAUAUACAUGUACUGUACAGUAAGCGAAUGUUGGAUUCCGGAAUGUAAUUUGUAUAUAGUGAAUACUUGUGAGUGAUCAGCGACCAUACCAGCACAAAAAAAAUCAUCAGCUCUAUGUCUUUAUGUCAUUUCUUAUUGUUCAUUAAGGUCCAAACGUCGUCAGUAUCACUGUAAAAGAGUAUUAUAUUAAAUUGUCAAUUUGUAAUAUAUGUUAAAAAACAUUGUAUGAUUGUGUCCAUGGUGUUUGGGAAAUUUAUGCGUGAAGAGUUGGUGUACUGAAACACGAUUGUUGUUGACAGAUGGGUGUUUGCGUGGCGUUACCGAGAUGGCAUGUACAUGUACAAAUAUGGCUCCGCUCGUGAGGCGUCGCCAAGAAAUCGUUCGUUGUCCGAGUUUUGAAAUUUAACGCUUACCUCAUGAAGCAUAUUGACGGGAAACGUCGUAAGACCACAGCAGUGUCUUUGAGUGAAUACCUGACCAAGUGUACAGAAAUCGCUAAUUGUGUUCUAGAACUGGAGAAAUGUAAACGCGAACGUGUUCAACGCUGGUUAACAAAUGACUGGUACUAUACCACACACAUGUAGAUGAUUCUUUUGAUAUAAUUGUGCAUUUCAAUACGAUACAUUAAUAUUAUCGUGCCCAUAUGUGGAAUAAGAGUACAACACUUGGUUUACUCUGACUGCACUGAUAGGAAAAACCUAAUACUUGCAAUUGACUACGAAUGAUCAAACAAAAAAAGAAGAAUUUUCAAUUUUUCUGUUUCAAAAUUGUCCUAUCGCUAUUUACAAAUACAUCACUCGAAUUCAUAUUUAAUGGAAAAAGGGUGUUUGUUAAGCACCGUGUAUACAGUCGAGAAAUACUACUUGAACAAACAGAUUGUGUAGAAGCCAAGGUUGUAAAUGGUGUCAGUUCCUUGUUUGUUCUGUGAAGUAAAGAUGUUAAAACUUUAGUGGGUCAUAUCAGGUCAAAACACGACAGUGCAGAGACUAUACGUUUCUCUAUAGUUGAUCAUAUACUUCGGUUCCUCUUGGAGGACAAUAAAACGGACUAU
This is a messenger RNA of Branchiostoma belcheri (Belcher's lancelet), 6571 nucleotides long. RefSeq names its product atrial natriuretic peptide receptor 2-like. The transcript is spliced from 25 exons. Bases 236 to 4558 code for a protein of 1440 amino acids. Gene Ontology annotation, molecular function: guanylate cyclase activity; protein kinase activity; natriuretic peptide receptor activity. Gene Ontology annotation, cellular component: membrane. NCBI's taxonomy places the organism in Eukaryota, Metazoa, Chordata, Leptocardii, Amphioxiformes, Branchiostomatidae. Gene Ontology annotation, biological process: protein phosphorylation; receptor guanylyl cyclase signaling pathway; cGMP biosynthetic process. The record is from RefSeq and is a predicted model, not a curated record.